Messenger RNA from Leptosia nina, 972 nucleotides. Lineage: Eukaryota; Metazoa; Arthropoda; Insecta; Lepidoptera; Pieridae. The record is from the annotation of a GenBank genome assembly.
AUGACGGGCAAGGAUGUCGAUAUCGGAUUUUUGGAAGAAAAAGACUCAUGGUUGCUUCAUCCAAGAUUUUUCCCGAGCAAAGUUGGUGGUAAACCGUCCUGGCUGGAUUUAAAUAAUAUUGUGCUGCCAUCGGAUCUAACAUGUAAACACUGCAAUGAAGUUAUGAUAUUUUUGUGCCAAAUAUAUGCUCCUUUUGAAGAGAAAGAUGAUAGCUUCCAUAGGACACUCUUUAUAUUUAUAUGUAAGAAUGGACCUUGCUGUCGCCCAAAUAAUUCUGACAAUUUGAAAGUCUAUCGCUGCCAACUACCAAGGAAAAAUGAUUUUUACUCAUUUGAACCACAUGAAGAAAAUAAGAAUGAGGUGUUUCCAAUGGAUAAAAAACAUCAAGUAUUACACUGGCAAAAAGGACACAAGCAGAACUGUGACAAUUCUCUUGAGGAAGACCAUUACUUUACUGUAACAGAAUCUGGAAAAUCUAUCCUCUUUAAGGAAUGGGAAUUGAUUGUUGAUGAAGAAGAUAAAGAAGAUGUAAAAAACGUAGAUACAAAUCAAGAGAUGGAGAAAUUGAGAAAAUUAAUGCAUGAGCAAAAAGCAGGCACACUGAAUGACAUUAAUGAAAGUGAAUUAGAAGAGUAUGCGGGAAACAUGCCCGAGGAUAAAGUAUACAAUAAGUUUACUAAGCGAAUAGCAAAACACCCUGACCAAGUGUUACGAUAUGACAGAGGUGGAACACCAUUGUGGAUUACAGGAAGCAAUAAUACUAUAAUUGACGUGCCUAAUUGCCAGUACUGUAAUGGUGAACGAAAAUUUGAGUUCCAGAUAAUGCCACAACUCCUGAACUAUAUAAAUGUUGGCAUAGACCUGAACAGCAUUGAUUGGGGUGUGCUAGCAGUAUACACAUGUAAAGAUAGCUGUAAUUCGGGUCCAGCCUAUAAAGAAGAGAUAUUGAUAAAACAGGAUUUAAAUACAUAA